Anastrepha ludens (Mexican fruit fly) is the source of this 1054-nucleotide messenger RNA. RefSeq lists its product as uncharacterized. The record is from RefSeq and is a predicted model, not a curated record. The coding region runs from base 61 to 735 and encodes 224 amino acids. Gene Ontology annotation, molecular function: protein phosphatase inhibitor activity. Lineage: Eukaryota; Metazoa; Arthropoda; Insecta; Diptera; Tephritidae. Gene Ontology annotation, biological process: regulation of signal transduction. The transcript has a single exon.
UUCAGUAAAUCGAAUAAGCAUAAAAAGAAAAAAACUGAAAAAAAAUUAAAUUUAAAUAACAUGUCGCGUUUAUCGAACUCCCAAAAUACGAAUACGAUUGCAUACGAAAUACGCAGUGAAGGAAACAUAGUGAAACAACGAUCAAUUUUAAAAAUAACGCCUCCCAAUUCCGACCCAGGUCAGGUAAAACGCCACAGUAAGGGUGCGUCACCGCGCAACUCUGAUGGAAAAGUUUUUACCAGUACAUCAUCUGACCAUUCUGAAGGGUCACUACAGAGGCGAGCACACUUUGAUCAGAUAAAUAUUGAAAAUACUUAUAAACCCAGGUAUAAAGAUUAUGGAUAUAUUAAGAUAACCCAAGCAGCAACCCCAUUCCCACAUCGAACAUUGGGCUUAGAUUCAGCUUUAUAUAAACCCACUAAGAACAAACGUCUUACUGAAGCAAUGAGAAAAAGCCUUGAAACAAAAUUACCACGUGCAUUUACCUCUAUGCGCCUCUCGAGUCCUUUGGAAAUGGAUUUCGAAACCAAACGUAAGAGAUUCAAUGAAGGUGAGUUUACAAUCACCCGACAACGAAGGUCAAUGGUGGUCCACCCGCCAUUGCAAAGUAUCGGUGAUUUGGUACAUCUUCGUUUCCCGCAGUCGUCCCACAAUUUAACAAGAUUCUUUCGUAAAUAUAAUCAGCGGAACAGCACUAAAAUUGGCGAAAAAAAUAUUGUGCACAGAUCCAAAUAAAAAAAUGUACAAAUAUGUUGGUGCCAUCAGCGUGAAAUUAUAUGUAAUCUUUUGUAAAGAGGCCCAUACACCAUAUCAGUAAGCUGGGGCCAUGAAGUGAUUAUGCCAACCGAUUGACAUGUCGCUGGUGCAAUAUCGAAUUUCUCGAAUUAUGUGAAUCGAUGCCAUGAUUGUGGAAAAUUAAAAGUUCCGAAUUCUAUUGUAUUUUUAUUUAAACGAUCUUCUCCGCGCACUUCUUGUAAGAAAUAAAUGUUGUACAAGUCUGCUAGUGCGGGAUGUGGAUCGAUCUUAAUGGUGUCGUGUAUGGGUCCCUUUAUCU